AUGGUGCAGCACACAGACAACAGCGAGACGGACGGAAGCAUGUCCAGGGAGGCUACAGACUCGGAGGAGAGUGAAUUUAUGGCAUGCAGCCCCGUAGCGAUAAACCCGGACUGGUGCAAGACAGCCACCGGUCACAUCAAGAGACCCAUGAAUGCAUUUAUGGUCUGGUCCAAAAUCGAGAGGAGAAAGAUUAUGGAACAGUCGCCCGACAUGCACAACGCGGAGAUUUCCAAGCGCCUUGGGAAGAGGUGGAAGAUGCUGAAGGACAGUGAAAAGAUCCCGUUUAUCAGAGAAGCCGAGCGGCUGCGGCUAAAACACAUGGCAGACUACCCCGACUACAAGUACAGACCCAAGAAAAAACCAAAGCUCGACAGUUCAAAAUCAUCAGCACCGUCUCCGGAGAAGUGCGGCAAGAUUACUAAGACUCCUAACAAGAAGUGCUCAAAGAUAAAGACUAGUAAAAGCGGCUCUAAGACCUCUCACGGCUACGGGGAGGACUGUGUGUUUCCCAGCUUCAAAGUUGCAAAGACUGUGAAAAGUGAGCUCACCGACGAGGACGACGACGACGAGUACGAAGAGGACUACCGGAUGGGGAUUAAUAAAGCGGGGGACGAGGAGCGCGUGCGGCCAUACAAUGUAGCCAAAGUUCCCGCGAGCCCAACUUUGAGCUCCUCGGCUGAGUCCGAGGGCGCGAGCAUGUACGAAGAAGUGCGGAAAAACAACCGACUGUUUUACAAUAUCAAAAACAUUACCAAGCAGAGCACAUAUCACGCUGCUUCUGUCUCACCAGCAUCCUCCAGGUCAGUCUCCACAUCCUCCUCCUCUUCCUCCUCCAGCAGCAGCUCCUCUUCUUCCGGGGAGGACGCGGACGAUUUGCUGUUUGACUUUAGUUUAAAUUUCGCCCCCAGCGCCCCUGGAACGGAGCUGGGCAACCCCAAUUCAGGAAACCUCUCCCUGUCUCUUGUGGAUAAGGACCUGGACUCGUUCAGUGAGGGCAGCCUGGGCUCUCACUUUGAAUUCCCAGACUAUUGCACGCCAGAACUCAGUGAGAUGAUAGCCGGGGACUGGCUGGAGGCGAACUUUUCCGACCUGGUCUUCACAUACUGA
Xyrichtys novacula (pearly razorfish) is the source of this 1107-nucleotide messenger RNA. The record is from the annotation of a GenBank genome assembly. Lineage: Eukaryota; Metazoa; Chordata; Actinopteri; Labriformes; Labridae.